Molecule: messenger RNA, 1674 nt
Organism: Purpureocillium lilacinum
Lineage: Eukaryota; Fungi; Ascomycota; Sordariomycetes; Hypocreales; Ophiocordycipitaceae
Biological process (GO): autophagosome maturation; mitotic spindle disassembly; retrograde protein transport, ER to cytosol
Cellular component (GO): VCP-NPL4-UFD1 AAA ATPase complex; nucleus; cytosol
Molecular function (GO): polyubiquitin modification-dependent protein binding; ATP binding; ATP hydrolysis activity
Source: RefSeq, a predicted model, not a curated record
AUGUCGUCGCAUCGUGAGCCUGGUCUUGGACCUCAAUCUCAACCCCCGUCCGCCUCCGACGCCUACUUCGCCCACUCCACAGCCAAGCGCGUCAAUACCGAUGCCGUCAUUGCGGCUGCCCUCACACGCCAGUAUCCCGACCUGCACCUAUCCAUCGUCCCCCGCGUCUCGGUCGACCUGCUCGCCUACGCCGCUGCCGGCCACGCCCGCGCCACGCCCCUUGCCGACGACAACCUCACCGACGCCACAGCCACUGCCGCAGCCCAGACUGCUGAGAGCAAUGUCGGUGGCGGUAGCGCCUCCCUCCCCACCUCACUUGCUUGGGAUGUCUACGUGCCCCCCGCGCGGCGUCUAGAUGGCUCUCCCGGCGCCGUGGCCCGCGCCUUGCUUUUCGGAAAGUUUGCCUAUCACUGGCGCGGGCUCGACUUCAUCCUGUACAUCGCCGAUGGCCGUGAUGGUGGCUCGUCCUAUCCGCAGGUCACCAACCUGUACCUGAUGAGCCCCCGUGACCCGUCGUCUCCCUCUCCCAAUGGCGACGCCCACGUCCACGCUCUCAUCCUUGCCGCCGGCCAGUGGGCAAGCGAGCUCCACGAUGAGAUUUGGGUAUUUGACGGCGGCCGCUGGCUGAAGGACGCCAAUCUCUAUCGUAGCGUGCGUCGAGCCUCUUGGGACGCCGUGAUUCUCGACCCGGACAUGAAAAAGGCCCUGAUUGAGGAUCAUCUGUCCUUUUUCAAUGGUCGCGAGACGUAUGAGCAACUGCGUGUUCCCUGGAAGCGCGGUGUCAUCUACUACGGCCCACCCGGCAACGGCAAGACCAUAUCCAUCAAGGCCAUGAUGAACACGCUCUACAGUCUUGACAAGCCUGUCCCUACUCUCUACGUCAGAACGCUGGCAUCUUUUGCCGGACCCGAGUACUCUAUCCAGCUCAUUUUCCGCAAGGCGCGCCAGUAUGCUCCUUGCUAUCUCGUCUUCGAGGAUCUAGACUCGAUUGUUUCCGACGGUGUGCGGAGUUAUUUCCUCAACGAGGUUGACGGCCUCCAAAGCAACGAUGGCAUAUUCAUGAUUGGCAGCACCAAUCACCUCGACCGCCUAGACCCUGGUAUUGCGGCAAGUCUCACCCCAUCUAUCUCCAAGCCACCCGGUGCACUACUGCGCAGUGCAACCAUCGUCGCUCAAAAACGCCCCUCGCGCUUCGACCGCAAGUACUUGUUUCCCAACCCGAGCUUCGACGAGCGCGUCGCCUAUGCCCGCUUCUGGCAGGGCAAGCUCGCGCCCAAUCCCGACAUCGAGUUCCCCGACGAGCUGUGCGCAGCCAUCGCACGCAUCACCGACGACUUCAGCUUCGCGUACAUGCAGGAAGCAUUUGUCGCCGCCCUGCUGGCUAUUGCGCGGGACCACACAGGCGGAGCUGACGGGGACGGGAAGGGACAGCAGCAGAACAAGGACCGCGAGGAGUAUGACGGCAAACGGCGGCCGGGCGCCAAGCGCAUGGCGAUGCCGUCGACCGUAGACGGACCCGAUGACUGGGUCGAGAUUUCGGACCGGUCCCUCAAGUCACCAGCCACGAGACAAGGAAGGUCCGAUCUGGACAAGUUGAUCCUUUGGGUCGAGAUUCAGAAGCAGGUCAAGAUCCUUCGCGAAGGCAUGGAAGAUGAGAAGCGCGGCGGUAACUGA